Messenger RNA from Megalobrama amblycephala (Wuchang bream), 1709 nucleotides. RefSeq lists its product as uncharacterized. The record is from RefSeq and is a predicted model, not a curated record. Gene Ontology annotation, molecular function: RNA polymerase II cis-regulatory region sequence-specific DNA binding; DNA-binding transcription factor activity, RNA polymerase II-specific. Lineage: Eukaryota; Metazoa; Chordata; Actinopteri; Cypriniformes; Xenocyprididae. Gene Ontology annotation, biological process: regulation of transcription by RNA polymerase II. The coding region runs from base 387 to 1433 and encodes 348 amino acids. The transcript is spliced from 2 exons.
GUUACUGUCAUUUUAAUUUUGAUGUAAUUAUUAUAUACAGUACCAAAUUUUAAUGGUAACACAUUGUUAAUUCAUUGUUAUUAUAGUUUAGAGGCAGACCCGUGAACAAACUAGAAAAUCAUUAAAGGGAUAGUUCACCCUGUCAUAAUUUCCUUAUGUCGUUUAAAUCCUGACUUUCUUUCUUCGGCUGAACAUAAAAGAAGAUAUUUUGAAGAAUGUUGGUCACCAAACAAUUUUGGACAAUUAUGAACAAAAAGACACUUAUCAUAAAGUCUUGUAGUCUAUUAAUGUAUUUUUGGAAUGUCAUGAGGGUGGGUAAGCGAUGACAGAAUUUACAUUUUUGGGAGAACUAUCCCUUGUUUUCUCUCUGAGCAGGUCCAAACAAAAUGUCACAGAUGGAUCUCCUCAUCACAAAUGUAGCUGAGCUCCUCACCGCUGCUGUACAGGAGGUGUUGCAGCUCAUGGGUCAGGCUAUGUUAGAGUAUCAGAAGGAGUCUGCCAGAACACGCCUGGAGAACCAGAACCUCCAGCAGAAGCUGAAAGAACUCCAGGAGAGGAUGGCUGGGGCUUCAGAUGAAGUCCUGAAAGUCUCUUUUGCCAGAGAUCAGCUUCAUUUAGGGGAAGAUUAUGUGCAGGAAGAUCCUGUUCAUCAUAGAGAUUCAGUAGUGAGCAAGGAGGUUCUGAGUGACAAUCCUGUUCAUUUAAAGCUCGUUUUAGAUGAUAUUACUGUAGGCAACCAACAUCAUUUUCUGCAAGGGACCUGUGACUAUUCUUUGACGACGCAAAGACCCCUCUCCAUCGAUAAGAGUGGCCCUCCGAGAAGAAUCCCAAACCCUUCACCUGGCAGCAGAGAGACUCCAGUAACCAGCAACACUGAGACCCCAUUGGGCUCAAACAAAAUCAAGGUGGAAUCUAAACCAGAGCUUCUGGAAUGUUCUGUUACGGAAGAGACAGGCAAUGCGGCAACACAAGCUCCUGUUGUUCCCAUGCAGGAUGCAAAUGAACUCAACCAGCAGCCUGUUCCCACCUUUUCCAACAAUGUUGUCCAUUAUAACCAGCCAUGUAAAUUACUAAAUUCUACUUCUAAACAAAUUCUUAGGUCACGGGUUGAGAAUACAGUCCAUACAGGCGAUGUUCACAGCGCUCCGAGCAUGAGUGAAAGCAGGGAGUUUCUGCACAGCUGUCAUGUGUGCGGUAAGACUUUUGCGACUCCCUCCAGCCUCGGAGCUCACUUUGUAUGCCAUUCAAAUGAGAGACCUUUUGUCUGCAAGUGCUGCAAGUUCAGGUUCAGUCGUUUAGCUGAUCUGAAAAAGCACGAGCGCAUUCAUACAGGAGAAAGGCCAUAUAACUGUUCUCUCUGUGGACGGAGAUUCAACCGAACAGAGAAUCUCAAAAGACACUUGAGGAAGGUUCAUUAUGGAGCAGCGCUGUGAGCUUUAAAUUCACAGCAUGUGUCUUUGCUGGUUGCAGUAUGAUAAGAGCAUUUAUAUAAUUCAGUUUUCCGACUUUGGAUCACAACAUUCAUUUAUAUCUCACAAUGACAGAUACAACAAUAAUAUUGUUUUCUCCCACAUUAAUAUGAUGCAUUGCCAACUGUUUGCAUCAGACUGAACUGAAAUAAAUAUAUAAUCUUUAUCAAUGGUUGAAAUAUGAUACAUUUGUAAUUAUAAAACAACACCAAAGGACAAUACAUAUGUGGUAAAACUCUA